ACUAGGAAAUUCCCGGGCGGAGGAGCUCCACAGUCGCCAGCGUGGCUGUUUCAGCCAGUGCGGCUGUGCCGGCAGGCGCCGCUGCUUUGCCCCGUGCUGCUGCUUUGUCUGCGCCCCGGAGCCGUGGUUCUCAGUACAAAAUACACCGGUCCGGGGGCCCUUUUGGCUGGCGAUUGGAGCCAUGGGAAAUCGCCCAUUCGCCAGUUCAAAAAGGGGACUGAGCAGAGAACCAGGACAAGGUUGAAAAAAAAUGAAGACCAAAAGAUUGAACAAGAUGGUAACAAACCAGAAGAUAAAGCUCAUAAGGCUGCGACCAAAAUUCAGGCUAGCUUCCGUGGACACAUAACAAGGAAAAAGCUCAAAGGAGAGAAGAAGGAUGAUGCCCAAGCUGCUGAGGCUGAUGCAAGUAAGAAGAAGGAUGAAGCCCCUGUUGCCGAUGGGGUGGAGAAGAAAGGAGAAGGCCCCACUACUACCGAAGCAGCCCCAGGCACCGGCUCCAAGCCUGAUGAGACCGGCAAAGCAGGAGAAACUCCUUCUGAGGAGGAGAAGGGGGAGGGUGAUGCUGCCACAGAGCAGGCAACCCCCCAGGCUCCUGAAUCCUCAGAGGAGAAGGCCAGCUCAGCUGAGACAGAAAAUGCCACUAAAGCUUCCACUGAUAACUUGCCGUCUUCCAAGGCCGAAGAUGCCCCAGCCAAGGAGGAGCCUAAACAAGCCGAUGUGCCUGCUGCUGUCACUGCUGCUGCUGCCACCACCCCUGCUGCAGAGGAUGCUGCUGCCAAGGCAACAGCCCAGCCUCCAACGGAGACUGGGGAGAGCAGCCAAGCCAAAGAGAAGAUAGGUGAGCAACCUCGAGGAUCACAUACAGUGGGUGGAUGGGGAGGGGAGUUGCUAUUCAAAAUGCCAGGCGACCUGGGUUAUCAAGGGAGAGGAAACAGUCUAGAAAGUGUUUUCCAGAAAUCAAGGGAAGCUGGGCUUAAUUUCCCAAAGUGGCAGGACUAAGAGCUAAGGUUACAUUCCCAAAUAUCUCCAAGCCUGAGAGAGGACUCAGGCAGGCCUAUGUAGCAGCCAGUACUAGAAAAAUCUGGCAGUUAUCUUAAUUGGAUUGAUAUACACAGUCGAACCAGAUAAAACUGCUUUAAG
Molecule: messenger RNA, 1140 nt
Organism: Sapajus apella (tufted capuchin)
Lineage: Eukaryota; Metazoa; Chordata; Mammalia; Primates; Cebidae
Product: neuromodulin-like
Exons: 2
Biological process (GO): axon regeneration; axon choice point recognition; regulation of growth
Cellular component (GO): cytoplasm; postsynaptic density; plasma membrane
Molecular function (GO): calmodulin binding; phosphatidylinositol phosphate binding; lysophosphatidic acid binding
Source: RefSeq, a predicted model, not a curated record